Radiomyces spectabilis is the source of this 1140-nucleotide messenger RNA. Its product is annotated as protein hob3. Gene Ontology annotation, biological process: plasma membrane tubulation; actin cortical patch localization; endocytosis. NCBI's taxonomy places the organism in Eukaryota, Fungi, Mucoromycota, Mucoromycetes, Mucorales, Radiomycetaceae. The coding region runs from base 84 to 857 and encodes 257 amino acids. The record is from RefSeq and is a predicted model, not a curated record. Gene Ontology annotation, cellular component: mating projection tip; medial cortex; actin cortical patch. The transcript has 7 exons. Gene Ontology annotation, molecular function: lipid binding; protein binding.
UGUGGAAAGGCCGCCUUGGCAGUCUGUUUUUUUUGUUUCCUCCUUACGAAUUUUUUGACUUUUUUGAGUUGACAAUAUAGUCCAUGAGUUUCCUUUCCGGAUUCAAGAAAAACUUGUCGCGCGCGGGCACCAAUUUGAUGCAACGCACAGGUGUCAGUGACAGAACAACCGACAGCGAAUUUGACGAAGAAUUUGAACGAUUCAAGAUUCUUGAGAAAAAAUCUGAGAAAUUAUCCAAAGAGGCCAAAGGCUAUCUAGACUCAGUGCGAGCCAUGACCGCCGCUCAGUUGCGUAUUGCACAAACCAUUGAAAAUUUCUACGAGGAUAUCGCACCGAUGGGUGCCAUGGGCACCGAAUACAAGCGUACAGUGGAGAAAUUGGAUGAAGACGCACGGACCGAUUUGGAUGCCGCCUAUCGUGCUACGGUUUUGGAACCAUUAGCUCGUUUUUGUUCUUAUUUCCCUGAAAUCAAUGAAGCAGUGAAGCGUCGCAACAAAAAGUUAUUAGAUUACGAUUCCAGUCGAUCCAAAGUACGCAAAUUGAUUGACAAGCCUAGCGAAGAUCCACAACGUUUGCCAAGAGCUGAACAAGAGGCUAACAUGGCGCGCGAAAUGUACGAAAAUAUCAACAGCAUUCUCAUCACUGACUUGCCAAAAGUUGUGGAACUGAGAGUGCCUUACUUUGAUCCUUCGUUUGAAGCGCUUGUGAAAUCCCAACUGAAAUUUGCGCAAACCGGAUACGAGCAGCUGGAAGGUUUGCGACACCAUUUCCCUCCCGAAAGCGACAUGGGAAGCGAUCGACGUGUCGAUGAUGUAUUGGGCCAGAUGCGUGAAUUGACCAUCUGUGGAAACUUUUAGAUUCAUAUUGCCAUCGAACCGCUCUUUGUUUUUUUGAUUCUUUGCCCUCCUGUUUCUUUUUUUUUUCUACGCGAUAAUAAUCAUUCCCCUAUUUUUUACCAUUCAUAAUAUUGUUGCUGAUUUUAUGCUUUUGCUGAAUCGCUUACUGAAUGCGUGCGUACUGCUUUGUGUCCUUUGCCUUUCUAGAAGCAUAUCUUGAUUAUUCGGAUACAAAGUCUUUGUCUAUGACGGCUGUUUGUAUCUGCUGCAAUGUCAUAUGAGACAUGGCAAUUCCUGAUAGAGA